CCACGUCCCCACGCUCCCUCACGACCACGCACAUCCGCCUUUGCUCAGUACUCGACGUCCCACGCAGUAUGGCAGGACCCAGCGCCCCCGCUGCGACCGCGCAGACGUCGCGCCGCCGACCACCUCCAACCGGCGACGAGGAAGCGACCGCGGUGCUCAAACUCGGGAACAUGACCAACGAGCAAGCCCUUUCUCCUGCGGAAGUCACACUCAUGCUUGAGCGAAUCGAGGAACACGGUGAACGCCGCAACCAGACCGAGAUUUACUACAAGACCAAGGAAUACUGCAGGGCUUUCAGCAGAUUCAAGGAUGCAAAUGCGAUCACGCAGGUCAAUCAAAUCAGUACACAGUUGACGCAGCGAGGCUAUGGGAUAGUGGAAUUCGAGAGGGCGCAACUAGCAACGCUAUGUUGCGAUGCUGCCGAAGAAGCUCGCACGCUCAUUCCUUCAUUGGAGGGCAAGAUCAGCGACGAUGAGCUCCAGGCGGUUCUCGACGAGAUCUCCAAGUUGCGCGAUUUCUCGUAAGCGACACGACGAGCAUACCCUGGUGAUUUAGCGCGGCGUUGAAGGACAUAUUUUCACACCUGUGGCUUGCAGCUUUGGGACUUCAUGGGCAAAAUACUCAACUUGCGUUGAUCAGAAAGGUGCGGACACGAAAGGCGGACGAGGCCAAUGUUAUUUGCACGAGACCCGGGCUCUAUUUGACCCACUACACUCGAUGGCUUCACCAAUACAGUCUUCCU
Messenger RNA from Cercospora beticola, 742 nucleotides. RefSeq names its product DNA-directed RNA polymerase II subunit RPB4 (gene RPB4). The record is from RefSeq and is a predicted model, not a curated record. NCBI's taxonomy places the organism in Eukaryota, Fungi, Ascomycota, Dothideomycetes, Mycosphaerellales, Mycosphaerellaceae. Gene Ontology annotation, molecular function: nucleotide binding; translation initiation factor binding. Gene Ontology annotation, biological process: transcription initiation at RNA polymerase II promoter. Gene Ontology annotation, cellular component: RNA polymerase II, core complex.